AACGACUCCGUAUCAACAAAACUCUGAAGGUGCCCCCACAAAGCCCCUCGGACACCCUGAAACAGAGAGAGGCUGCGAGUGUAAGCAAGCUUGGAGAUGGCAUGGAGGCAAAUAAUCUGCAAAGCAAGACCAUUUCCAAUCCUUCCACAAUCGCCACAAUCGACUCCUGGGUUUCUUAGAUUCUUCUCCAAGUCCACAACUCCGUAUAUAGUCAAAGUUGGAAUACCAGAAUUUCUGAAUGGAAUAGGGGGAGGGGUUGAAGCCCAUGUGGCCAAGCUUGAAUCUGAGAUUGGAGACCUUCAGAAGCUGCUUGUUACUCGUACACUUAAACUCAAGAAACUUGGCAUCCCCUGCAAGCAUAGAAAGCUGAUGUUGAAAUACACCCACAAAUAUAGACUGGGACUAUGGAGGCCUAGAGCUGAACCGGUGAAAGCGUGAAAAGUUUGAGCAGCUUGUGCUUAGAGCACCGAGACCAAGUCUGAUAGUGUCACCGAUGGAGAUUUCUGUUUAGAAGUAUAGCAUUUGAGUACUUUAGGUCAGAGUUAAUGCAGUUUGUGAUAAGUUUAGCCAAGCAAACCGGUUAGUUUAGUAUUGUAGCUGUGCACAUUGUUGUGUUAAUUAUCUCAAAUAACAUGUGGAAUUUUAUGAGAAUGUGAUUAGAUAAACCUUAAGUUAUUACUCA
This is a messenger RNA of Tripterygium wilfordii, 682 nucleotides long. RefSeq lists its product as uncharacterized. The coding region runs from base 97 to 438 and encodes 113 amino acids. Lineage: Eukaryota; Viridiplantae; Streptophyta; Magnoliopsida; Celastrales; Celastraceae. The transcript is spliced from 3 exons. The record is from RefSeq and is a predicted model, not a curated record.